GCAGAUAUAGACACUAAUCAUCACUUGAAAGAGACCAUAACAUAAUCAUUCAUCCCAUUGACCACUGGCUUCUUUGAGAAUUAGCGUCUCCUAAACGAACAAACUGCACGUAGCAGCCCAGGGCUGGCAUGAAUGAUGGCGCUGUUUGACAUUGGGGUUUGGCCUAUAAACUUGGGCACUGUCACCACUGUCACCGCUGGCUUUCUGGCCUUGUCUUUCGUUUUCCGCUAUACUUCAGGGAAAAAGGUGCAUCCAAGCGAGCCAAUAGUUAUUCAGCCAUGGGUUCCUCUCAUAGGCCAUUUGGUGGGAAUGGCGCUGCAUGGCGGCCGAUAUAUCAAACAGCUUGGUUUGUCUUACCCCGAAGAGCCCAUCCUGACUUUGCCUGUGCCGGGAUCUCGAAUUUAUGUCGUUACGGAGCCGUCCUUGGCUGCUAGUGUUCAGCGUAAUACAAAAACGCUAUCCAUGUCACCUCUGCUGCCAGAGAUAACACAGCGGGUGCUUGGGCUUGACGAGAGGACCUAUCAUGUUAUUGGCCAAAAUCUGGAUCCAGAGCCGGGCGAGCCACGGGGAUUCUUUGCUGACAUCCAUGACUGGGUGUAUACCUCCCUAGGACCAGGUGAAUAUGUAAAUACGCUGAGCUGUGAAGCUGCCCAGGAACUAUGUCUUCAGCUACGUGAAAGAAUUGGCCUUCUUGAUAAGGCUAUUGAUGCCCCUCAGCCUAUUAAUCUUUUGGCCUGGACUCGCCAUAUGGUAACCGUUGGCACGGCGAAAUAUCUCUUUGGACCCCAUAAUCCCAUUGCUGAGGACCCCGACCUAGAGCAUGCGUUCUGGGCAUUUGAUCACGGCCUUGCGGGGUUACUUAUUGGAAUAUUGCCAUCCGUCAUAGCACCUAAGGCGUAUAGCGGCCGUGAGAAGCUGUCCGCUGCGUUCCGCAGGUAUUUGGAUGCUGGUCAUUUAGAGUCAGCGUCAUCAAUUGUACAGGGUAGAGCCCGGAUAGAAAAAGAAUAUGGCAUGAGCACAGACAUGACGGCUCGCUCAGCUUUAUCCUUUCUUUUUGCCGGUAUCGUAAACACGACAACCACAACGUUCUGGACAGUAUUACGAAUAUUUGCGGAUGCAACGCUACUCGCUGAGGCGCGCCAGGAGAUCCGCCGGGCGCUGGAGCUUAGUAGCCAACGCACUGGACCGGGCUCACUGAGCAUUGGAAUAGUUAAAGAAAUUUGUACCACGCUCGCUGCUGUUUAUAAAGAGAGCCUGCGCACCGGAUCGGAGAAUUUCUCUGUUCGCAUGAUCAAAGAGGACACGAUGCUGGCUGAUCGAUACUUCUUGAAGAAGGGUGCUGUUGUACAGAUCUCUGGAGGCGUUAUCCAUGCUAAUCGUUCGAUUUGGGGCCAAGAUGCUGAAGACUUCAACCCGGAUAGGUUUCUUAAGGAAAAGAGUAGAGGUGAUGGGUUUCACCCAGCGGCAUUUCGUGGAUUCGGCGGUGGCAAGACAUUGUGCCCUGGUCGUGACUUUGCGACUAACGAGAUUCUCAUGUUUGCAGCCAUGAUUAUCCACGCAGUUGACUUGGCUGCACCUGGAGGCGGUAGCAUUUCUGUCCCAAAGAAGAAUGAUCGGGUGAUGCCUGUUCAUAUCCUUGAACCGAAAUAUUUCCCCGAGGUUAUCGUCAGGCCAAGGGCAGAGGAAGCUGAGACUUUGGGCCAACUUAGAGUGGUGAUGUAAGGCGGCGUGCGGUGCGGUACUCCUGAGUUUACCUCGAUAUGCAGUAGUGAUUGAUUUGAUGGCCAAUUAGGUCUCUGACUGGCGAGGCAGAGAUUUGCUCAUUUAGCGCUCAAGAUGCUGGCGUCAGCAUUGAUGGUGAAAUUUAAUUGUAGAAUUGAAGCAGCUACGCGUAUUAACCACAAUCACUGCUAUCGACACUGUUAAUGGGGUUAUGCAAGUGCAGAGAUGAAAG
Molecule: messenger RNA, 1954 nt
Organism: Trichoderma asperellum CBS 433.97
Lineage: Eukaryota; Fungi; Ascomycota; Sordariomycetes; Hypocreales; Hypocreaceae
Molecular function (GO): oxidoreductase activity, acting on paired donors, with incorporation or reduction of molecular oxygen; monooxygenase activity; iron ion binding
Source: RefSeq, a predicted model, not a curated record